Molecule: messenger RNA, 432 nt
Organism: Prunus armeniaca (apricot)
Lineage: Eukaryota; Viridiplantae; Streptophyta; Magnoliopsida; Rosales; Rosaceae
Source: the annotation of a GenBank genome assembly
AUGCAGGCUGCCCGUGCAACCGCUAAAGAAUCUGAAAAAGUCCAGGUUUUCUUUGCUUGGGAACCUCCCUGUAAUGGCCAAUUCAAAUUGAACGUGGAUGGGUCUGGAAGAAGCUCUUCUGGCUGCAUUGGUGCUGGUGGUGUUAUAAGGAACUUGAGGGGUGAUUGGUUGUCCAGCUUAUGCAGCUCGUGCAAUGGAUGCUGCCACAGUUGUCCAGCUCGUGCAGAAACCAGACUUGUUUGGCUACCAUCCUCUUGCCCCACUGGGAGAAGAAUGAAGUGGCAGACGCUCUCUCUAGCUAACUGGAGCUACAACACGGACCUUGGUCAAUGCAUCCUUGAGUCUGCUCCCUCUUGGGUUAGUUCGAAGCUUCUUGAUGAUUUGCCAGGAGUUGUUCAUUCUCUGUUGGUUUGUUUAAAUCAUCCUGAGUAG